This is a messenger RNA of Sinocyclocheilus grahami, 2087 nucleotides long. Its product is annotated as cilia- and flagella-associated protein 52. The coding region runs from base 1 to 1863 and encodes 620 amino acids. Gene Ontology annotation, molecular function: protein binding. The transcript is spliced from 14 exons. Lineage: Eukaryota; Metazoa; Chordata; Actinopteri; Cypriniformes; Cyprinidae. The record is from RefSeq and is a predicted model, not a curated record.
AUGGCAGAAGACGCGCAAGAAGUCCCUCAGAUCGCAUUAGAGGCUGUUAUUGGUUUUAAUGGUCAUGUGUUUUCUGGACUCAAAGUGCAUCCAGACAAAGAACAUCUCAUUUAUCCUCUUGGCUGCACUGUUAUUAUUAAGAGUCAGAGAAGUGGGAAACAAACUUUCCUCCAUGGCCACACGAACAACGUCUCUUGCAUUUCUGUGUCCAAAAGUGGACGCUAUAUUGCAUCUGGACAGGUCACGUUCAUGGGCUUUAAGGCUGAUAUUAUUAUCUGGGACUAUGAGAAGAAGGAGAUUUAUGGCCGUCUUGUGCUUCAUAAAGCUAGGGUUGAAGAUCUCAGCUUCUCCCCAAAUGAUAAGUAUCUGGUAUCUUUGGGUGGACAGGAUGAUGCCAGCAUUGUAGUGUGGAACAUCGAGAGUAAGGAGGCUAUAUGUGGCAGUCCUGCUUCAGCACAGAGUGCUGGUCACUGCCUCACCAUCGAGUACACCAACCUGAACGAUGAAAUCUUUGUCUCUGCUGGAAAUGGAACUCUGCGUGUAUGGGAGCUUGAUUUGCCCAACAGAAAGAUCCGGCCCACAGAAUGCCAGACUGGACAGCUCAAGAGAAUUGUCAAAUGCCUGGAGAUCCCUAACGAUGAUAAUUUUUUCUACUGUGGAACUACUAGUGGGGAUAUUCUGAAAGUGAACCUGAAGACAAGGUUGCUCAACAGCUGUGGUCCUGUUAAACAAAAAUUCAGCAAGGGAGUGAACACUCUUAAAGUCUUGAAGACUGGUGAUAUUUUAGUUGGAUCAGGAGAUGGGAUGUUGUCUUUGUGCUCAGGAGGGAAUUUCAAAACCAUUAAGAGUGUUCAGUUGGAGGAAGGGGUGACAUCAGUGACCCUGCGUGGAGAUGGGCAGCAGUUCUACGUUGGGACAGAAGCUGCACAGAUCUACAGUUUAGGCUACAUUGACUUCAAACCAGAACUCAUUGCAACAAAUCAUAACAGUGCUGUAAAGGACGUGGCCUUUCCAUUUGGGACGUCAGAGCUGUUUGCCACCUGUUCACAGAAUGAUAUACGAGUGUGGCAUACUGAGUCCUCCAAGGAGCUUCUGCGUAUCAUGGUGCCUAACAUAACAUGCAACGCUCUGGGCUUUAUGCAGGAUGGCAGGAGCAUCUUCAGUGCUUGGAAUGAUGGAAAGAUUCGCGUGUUCACCCCAGAGAGUGGGAAGCUGAAGCUGAUCAUUCAUAAUGCCCACAGUAUGGGAGUGACUGCCAUAGCAGCGACCAAUGACUGCAAGAGGAUUGUCAGUGGAGGGGGAGAAGGACAGGUUAGAGUCUGGGAGAUAUUCCAGGACUCAUAUCGUCUCAUCGAGACCAUGAAGGAGCACAAAGCCACGGUUAACUGCAUUAAGAUCAAGAGUAACGACAAGGAGUGUGUGACAGCCAGCUCUGAUGGCGCUUGCAUCAUCUGGGACCUGGUGAGGUUCGUGAGGAAUCAAAUGGUCUUGUCCAACACCCUGUUCAGUGUUGUAUGUUACCACCCUGAGGAAUUCCAGAUCAUCACCAGUGGCACUGACAGAAAGAUUGGCUACUGGGAGGUGUAUGAUGGUUCUGCAAUCAGAGAACUCGAGGGCUCCUUGUCUGGAGCUAUAAAUGGCAUGCACAUUUCUGAGGACGGAAAAUAUUUCGUGACUGGUGGAGAUGACAAAUUACUGAAGCUUUGGCACUAUUCUGAUGGUGAAGUGACCCAUGUUGGCGUCGGGCACAGUGGAAGCAUCACAAAUGUGAGGAUCUGUCCCAACAGCAGAUGCAUUGUCAGCACCAGUGCUGAUGGAGCCAUCCUAAGGUGGAGAUAUCCACAAACCCUAAAGAGUGAAUAAGAAUAUCUAAUGCAGUUCAGAUAUGAUAGUAGUUCAGAUAUACACUUACAUUGCAUUCCUUCUUCUUGCAAAUAAUUGUAUUGCAAAUUAGGUUAUGAAUUCUUGCGAGAUUUAAAGGUACCAUUAAACAGUCCAAUUCCAGUCAUUUCAUUUAAAUAAAGCAGCAUAGAGCCCCAGUUUCGGAGGACUAUUGUGAACUGCACUGUCAGCUAAUAUAUCACCUG